Anastrepha ludens (Mexican fruit fly) is the source of this 3220-nucleotide messenger RNA. RefSeq lists its product as uncharacterized. The transcript is spliced from 6 exons. Gene Ontology annotation, cellular component: extracellular region. Bases 1178 to 2251 code for a protein of 357 amino acids. Gene Ontology annotation, molecular function: heparin binding; growth factor activity. The record is from RefSeq and is a predicted model, not a curated record. Lineage: Eukaryota; Metazoa; Arthropoda; Insecta; Diptera; Tephritidae. Gene Ontology annotation, biological process: mesoderm morphogenesis.
UAGCUUCCAUAACCAUUGCCCAGCGCUGGAAUUGUGCGCUUCUUGAAAUCAGUUUGAUUUCAACGCGCUCAAACGAUUGUAGUGAUUGGGAUUUUCUUCGUUUGAAUGUACGAGUUACAAAAAAAAUAUAUAUAUAACAUAAUUGCAAAUAAAGGCUUUUGCGCUUCGAUUUGAAAGAGCUUGUACAUUUGCCUGUGAACUAAAAGUACUAUUGAUACGUAGACCCUUUUGAUAGCAAAUACAAAAACAAAACAACAGAGAGGAUAUAUCUUUGAUUCUCAGUGAACGCAAAGACGCAGCAUCUCUAUAGAAGUGGAAUUUGCUGAGCGGCAAAUAUCCUUAUUGGAGAGUGGUUUAUCCUUACAGCUGAAUAGGAGAAGAGUACAAGUGAGCUUCUGAAAUACAUACAUAGUUAAUAAAAAGUAAACGUGUGUGUGUGGGCGUUGUUGACUGAAUACAAGAAGCCUACAAAACAAAACAAAAACAACUACAAACUCUAGCACCCCCACUUGUGAUGAUUUGAUAUUAUAUUGAAUGUGAUUGUACUACUAUGAGUUUUAUUGUAAGUGCGCGCGCAUAAUAAAACACAAAUAAUAUACAAAGAGAGUGAAGUGAGCAUAAUUUUACCUACCAAAUUCAUUUGCUAACAAAAAUCCACCAGAAGUGCAAGAGUGAAAUUAUUUGUACCCAUAUUCACCACAAUUGAUAUUUUUCCAAUAUUUAGUAAUCAAAUAACGCCUGAGAAAGCAUUGCCAGUGGCAUUCUUGAGCCGACAUCACAUUCUAUGUAAUUGUGCAUGCUGCACAGUUCUCUUUUUUAUUUAUACCGUUGCCAGAUAUUUUACGAGAUUUCUCAGCACACGGCAGUUUAAACUGGUACUACCGCAAUUGCUCGUUAUUAUCAGCCAUCAAAUAAAACACUGGGCGCUCCAAUUAAAGUCAAAAUAGAUUUUUUUUUAGCCAACAGCUCACCAUCAAAUCUGCACACCAACAGACAACUACAACAACAGCAACGGCGUUGGACAACGAGAAAAACAAGCCGCAGCACUCGCACUGGGAUUCGGGCUAGCAGCGCUGCCACUAAAACUAGGAAACCUACUCCACUAGAGGCCGAACAGCAAAAGCAACAACAGCAAAAACAACAACAAAAACAAUCAAAGCGGCAACUUUUCAUUAAAAUGAAUCUCCUAAUGGUCUUUGUACUUGUAUUGGUAGCAUUAGUCUGCCAACCGACAUUGAUUUAUGGGCUAAGAGGAUCACAAAACUCAGCCGCUGCUACCCCCGCCGCCACAGCCGACCAGAGAAGUGUCAAAACGUUUGGCGGCGGUAAAGUGAAGCGUUCGCACACGCACACCAAACUCACCUCUGCUGCUGAUCUGGCGAAUGCUAAGUUGGUGAUAGCCCUGGAGUCGGGUGAUGUAUUGGUGAAGCGUGCGGCGCGCGGUACUAAUGUUGAAGGCGUGGAGGAUAGUGCAACGCCAGUUGAUGCGGCUACUGUUGGAAGUGGUGGUAAGCGCAUAAAAAAUGGCAACAAUAAUAAGAAACAAAAUAAGAGUUCUGAUGCAUUAAAUGGUGGACGCAGCAAGCAGGAGAAAAAGUUCUCUGCUGCAAUUGGCAGUCAAAAUCAACAACAACAGCACCAGCAUCAUCAUGGACAUCAUGGUAGCGGUAACGGUAACGGUAAUGGGAACGGGAACGGAAACGGCAAUGGUAAUGGCAAGGGCAGACAGCGUCAACAGCUGCGAUCACAGCAACAUCAGGGCCAUGGCAAACGCGGUGGCAAUGACGGUAAUGGCAAUGGUGUGGGCGCCAAAUUGCGAACGGAAAGCGUGGAAAAAACCGCAACGGCUGAGAAGUCACAAUCCAGCUGUCGUUACUCGAAGAGCGCUUGGACCGAAUGUGAUCCGAAAACCAAUAUGCGUACGCGUACUUUGACGCUCAAGAAAGGCGAAGCGAAUUGCUUGGCCACCAGAACAAUGCAAAAGAAGUGCAGGAAACCAUGUCGCUAUGAAAAGGGUGCCUGGUCGGAAUGUAUUAAUAGCCAAAUGACGAGGCAGGACAAAUUGAAACCAACUGCAAUAGCUAAUAUGGCUGGUGGAGCGACUGACGCCGCAGCUGAUUCCAGCUGUGAGCCGAUGCGCAUUAUUAACAAAAAGUGUAAUCCCGGAGGGGCAAAGAUGGCCAACAAGGCCAACAAAGAGCGCAAGCAAAAGGAAAAAGGACAACGCCGAGCACAACAACAGGCCCAGUGAGAGGACAGAAACGAAGAAAUAUACAAAAAUUUGGCAACAUUGUGUCGGAUGAACAAAGGGACACGAUUUUUUAAAUUAUAACAGAUGUAACUUUAAGGCAUCGAGGGCUUGUAUUCAAUAUCGUCUAUCUGCAAUUUUUUCGAAAAUUUUUACAAGUUUUUAAUGUAACGUGAGCUCUGAGUUAAAUUAACUUAAAAUUUAACUUUAAUGGUAUCAUAUUUUCGUUUUAAGGGUUUCAUUAUCAGCAAUGGCAACACAAUUUUACUGGAAAAUUGUGUCCAUACAUUUUUUGUAGCUAGGCAAAUGGGGGCUACCCGGUUCUACGUAACCGGAACACUUCAGCAGCAUUCCUCGUACAUGCAUGGGGAAUGUUUAUGCUGCUACAAAAACAAGGGCUAGCUAAGUUACAUAAGUAUAUAUGCUUUAUGUAUAUUUUUAUAUGCGCCGAAUGAUUAAUAGUUGUAAUACAAUAACCUUAACAGUUUAAAAUAUUAACCGAUCUUUCAAUCCCUACCGGCAAUAUAUAUGACAAAUAUUAUAUAUGCAGUUGCCACCGCGAUGCUCAGUUUUUACCGAUCUCUGUUGUAAUUACACCCCAUGUUACGUCACCAAACCAGCUGACUUCUUCAAAACCGCUGCCUUCAAAAAAAGCCGGUUAAUGGUCUGAUGUUGGCCUAACGAAAGAGUAUUUUUAGUCUCCUGAAAAAUGCGUCUUUGCAGAUAGACAGCACUGAACAUAAGCUCUCGAUAUAUUUCUAAACAUAAAUGAAACCACGAACUAGUGCAUACUUAAACAACAUGUAUUAGAAAGUAUUUAGUACUAAAUUUGUAAAAAAAACUCCAAAUGUGUGUAUCCAAGAGCACGCUUGACUUUUCAAUAAAGAAAUAUCUAAAUAUAUAUGAAUAUUGUGAACGACAAUUAACAAAAAAUUAAACAAAUAUCAUUGAAAUAAAGAUAUUAAAACUUUA